AUGAGUGGCCUCCAUCCCAUCCUGCUGCUGUUCUUCAGCAUCCUGGGUCACCUUCUGGGUGUCACCAUGUCACUCUCAUCCUUCUCCCAGUUGCCCUUUGCGAGCGUGUGGAAUGCUCCCUCUUCAGCCUGCCUCUUGAAGUAUGGUGUGGAUCUGGACUUGGGCACGUUCAGCAUCGCCCAGAACCAAAACCAGACCUUCAUGGGCGACGACAUAACUGUCUUCUACACGGACAAGUUGGGAGCAUACCCAUAUUACAGCCAAGGGAAAGCGGUCAACGGCGGCGUACCUCAAAACACUAGCCUCGACGAGCACCUUAACAUGUCUAGAGAUGAUAUCUGCCAUUACAUACCUGACAGGGACUUUCAAGGAUUGGCUGUGAUAGACUGGGAGAGCUGGAGGCCCUUGUGGGAGAGGAACUGGGACACCAAGCAGGUGUACCAGGAAGGAUCACGGGCGCUGGUCCGAUCCAAGCAUACUGACUUAAAACCCGCGCAGGUGGACGCGUUGGCACAUGAUGAGUUUGAAGCAGCUGCCAGGAAGUUCAUGGCGGAGACACUGAAAUUAGGCCAGAAGGAGAGACCUGGUGGAUUGUGGGGGUUCUAUGGGUUCCCCAACUGCUACAACUACUAUAAAAGUGGCAACUAUUCGGGCCAGUGUCCUGCCGCUGAGUCAGAGAAGAACAACAAGCUGGCAUGGCUGUGGAACGUGUCAUCUGCACUCUACCCUGACAUCUACCUCAGCCAGGAGCUGAGAGGACUCAGUGAAGAGGUUUCGCUUUACGCUCGCCACCGCAUUUUGGAGGCCCUCAGGGUGGUGUUGCCAGCUCGGCUCGUCAUACCCUACGCCACCAUUGUCUACACUUACUCGUUCCAGUUUCUCUCACAGGAGCAUCUUGUGUACACCGUGGGGGAGAGCGCCGCCUUGGGUUCAGCAGGAGUUGUGCUCUGGGGAGACAACAAUUUCUCCAAAUCCAAGGCUUCUUGCAAUGCUGUCAAGUGGUAUAUCGACAAGACCCUCGGUCCUUAUUUGGUCAACGUGACGUCGGCGGCCGUCCUCUGCAGCCGGGCCAUGUGCUCGGCCAAAGGCAGGUGCGCCAGGCGAGACCCCCAGUCACGAGCCUAUCUCCACCUUCCUGCCACCCACUGGAAAGUGGUGGCAGAGGAGAGGCCGCAAGGCGGGCGCCGCUACACUGUACUGGGACAACUCAAAGAGGAGGAGGUGACGUUUAUGAGGUCCAAGUUUGAGUGCAAGUGUUACUCGGGGUGGGUGGGCGACAGUUGUUCCACGCCCCGGCGUGAGUGA
This is a messenger RNA of Nerophis lumbriciformis (worm pipefish), 1305 nucleotides long. The record is from RefSeq and is a predicted model, not a curated record. NCBI's taxonomy places the organism in Eukaryota, Metazoa, Chordata, Actinopteri, Syngnathiformes, Syngnathidae.